AUGCCUGACCCUACACUCAUCGUCGUGUGGGUCUUCACUUGGAUUGCCGUUACUGUCAUGUGCCUCCGCCUGCUCCUCGUCAGAAUCAACAAGAAAUCCUUCUGUGCUGGUGAUUAUCUAACGAUGGGGGCCAUCUUCUGCGCGAUCGCAAGGCUCUCUCUCAUACAUGUCGUCCUGAUCUGGGGGAGCAAUAACGUUUCACCCAAGUUCCGCGCCACUCAUCACUUUACACAGCAGGAGAUAUACCAAAGGGAGAUUGGUGGAAAGCUCACCAUUGUUAACCGGCUCUUCUACAACUCCUACCUCUGGCUCCAGAAAUUGGUGCUUCUCGAUUUCUAUCGGCACUUGAUAUAUCAUCUUCGAUGGGAGAGAAUUACCAUGGUAUCGUUCUUAGCCAUCUUCGCUGCCAGUUAUGUCGUUGUUCAAGUUGUGACUUUCAGCGAAUGCCAACCCUUGUAUCUGUAUUGGCGAGUCCUUCCGGAUCCAGGGAAAUGCAGCCAAGCUCAGGUGCAGUUGAUCACACUUGGAGUGCUGAAUAUCAUCACCGACAUCAUGCUCAUAGUUCUACCGAUUCCAGUGUUGGUCAGAUUGAGGCGAUCGUUUUUCCAGAAGAUACAGCUCUACUUCCUGUUCUCCUUGGGCAUCUUCAUUGUCGCCAUCACUAUUGUCAGGUUACCACAAAACGCGAACCACGCCACCGCGCAGGUCAAUCGCACAACAUGGGCAUCAGCAGAGCUGCUCACAGCUUCCUUCGUGGCCAACGCACCCGCUCUGUACACCCUAUGCAAGCGGAAAGAGGGAUCAAACCCACCUCACCCCCCGCCACCACCUGUCCCCCCCAAAGGCUCUAAUUACAAUACUAGUGAAGCGACCAGCGCAGGUUCAGGAGUUUCUUCGGGUCAAUAUGAGCUUCAGAAUGGCCCCACGUUCAAAGCACGCGGCUAUUCUGAAGUGGAGAGGGGCAGAACAGACUCGGACAGAGAUUCGCAUAGUGGGAUAUUGGUUACCUCGAACAUUGAUACAGAGUACUCGCCAAGAGAUCGACUGCGAUGA
Messenger RNA from Endocarpon pusillum Z07020, 1053 nucleotides. RefSeq lists its product as uncharacterized. The record is from RefSeq and is a predicted model, not a curated record. The transcript is spliced from 5 exons. NCBI's taxonomy places the organism in Eukaryota, Fungi, Ascomycota, Eurotiomycetes, Verrucariales, Verrucariaceae. The coding region runs from base 1 to 1053 and encodes 350 amino acids.